Molecule: messenger RNA, 1057 nt
Organism: Myiozetetes cayanensis
Lineage: Eukaryota; Metazoa; Chordata; Aves; Passeriformes; Tyrannidae
Product: zinc finger protein 239-like
Exons: 4
Coding region: 152-1042 (296 amino acids)
Biological process (GO): regulation of transcription by RNA polymerase II
Molecular function (GO): RNA polymerase II cis-regulatory region sequence-specific DNA binding; DNA-binding transcription factor activity, RNA polymerase II-specific
Source: RefSeq, a predicted model, not a curated record
GUGGCCCUGAGAAGAAGUGGAAGGCAGAGGUGGUGCUGAGGCAGGAGAGCCCCGUGCUGGGGAAGAGGCUGAGCUGGGAGUGCCCAGCAGCGAGAAGGUGCUGUGUCCAUGCCCUGUGUGCCAGGAUUUGUCCUUCCCAAAGCUUGGGCAGAUGGAGGAGGAGGCUGCGAGGAAGAGGAAGAGGCCACGGGCCCCUCAGGCAGGCCCCGAGCUGAGGACGGAGAGCACGGAGGACAAAUCCCCCCGGCAGAGCCUGGUGGGAGAGGCCGUUUUGAAGGGCUCCCCGGCACAGGAAGGCAGCGGGGAGGAAAAGGCCCGGAGAUACCCCCGGAGGAGGGGCUGCAAAGCCAGCCCAGGGAGCUCUGAGGAGGAAAGACCCGUCCUGUGCCGGGAAGGCGGCCGGAGCUUGAGCCGGAGCUCGGAGCUGUUGGUCCCUGAGCAGCCUCCCAGCAGGGAGAAGCCCUUCAGGUGCUUGGAAUGUGGGAAGAGCUUCAGGAAGAGCUCAGACCUCCUCAGCCACCAGCACAUCCACACUGGGGCACGGCCCUACACGUGUGGGGAAUGUGGGAAGAGCUUCAGGCACAGCUCCACCCUCCUCAGGCACCAGCGCAUCCACACUGGGGAACGGCCCUACAGGUGCUUGGAAUGUGGGAAGAGUUUCAGGGACAGCUCCAACCUGAUCCAGCACCAGAACAUCCACACUGGGGAACGGCCCCACACGUGUGGGGAAUGUGGGAAGAGCUUCACUCUUAGAUCCACCUUGAUCCGACACCAGCUCAUCCACACUGGGGAACGACCCUACAAGUGUUUGGAAUGUGGGAAGAGGUUUCAGACCAGCUCCAAGCUCCUCGUGCAUGAGCGGACACACACAGGGGAGAGGCCCUUCCGCUGCACCGACUGCGGGAAGGGCUUCAACCAGAACUCCCACCUCAUCAGGCACCGGCGCAUCCACACCGGGGAGAGGCCCUACAUGUGUGGGGAGUGUGGGAAGAGCUUCAGCGACAGCUCUACCUUGACCAGACACCAACGGACCCACCGCUAAGGGAAGCUCCUGCGA